AUGCAAAAUAAAUCAGUCUUCGAUAAAUUAGGAGGAUAAGCCAACGUUGAUGCUGCAGUUGUCAAGUUUUAUGAAAAAGUUCUCUCAGAUCCCUCUGUUAGUCACUAUUUCAAAAACACAGACAUGAAGAAAUAAACUGAAAUGCAAUAGAAGUUCCUUGGUAUGGCUUUCGGAGGACCAAAUCAUUACACUGGAAGAGAUAUGAAAGCAGGUCAUGCUGGACUUGGAAUUACCACCGCAGCAUUUGAUACUAUCGUUAAACAUCUUGGAAACACUUUGAAAGAGAUGGGUGUACCUGCUGAAGUCAUUGCUGAAGCUGCAGCUGUUGCUGAAACCACAAGAGCAGACAUUGUUGAAAUCAAAUGAUUUAAUCACAUUACAUAUUUGCAUCCUUAUCAAUAUUAUCAACCA
This is a messenger RNA of Paramecium tetraurelia, 411 nucleotides long. RefSeq lists its product as uncharacterized. The transcript has 2 exons. Gene Ontology annotation, biological process: oxygen transport. Gene Ontology annotation, molecular function: oxygen binding; heme binding. The record is from RefSeq and is a predicted model, not a curated record. NCBI's taxonomy places the organism in Eukaryota, Ciliophora, Oligohymenophorea, Peniculida, Parameciidae.